Messenger RNA from Aspergillus oryzae RIB40, 417 nucleotides. RefSeq lists its product as uncharacterized. The transcript has a single exon. NCBI's taxonomy places the organism in Eukaryota, Fungi, Ascomycota, Eurotiomycetes, Eurotiales, Aspergillaceae. The coding region runs from base 1 to 417 and encodes 138 amino acids. The record is from RefSeq and is a predicted model, not a curated record. Gene Ontology annotation, molecular function: nucleic acid binding.
AUGCCGGCCGAUUACUACGAUACUGACCACGCGCAGCGCGAGAGGUCUCGUUCACCCCGUCGUCGUUCGCGCAGCCCUCGACGUAGCCGUCGCUCUUAUUCGCCUCGGAGUCGCUCUCGGAGUCGUGACGAUUAUCGCCGCAGUGAACGCCGUUCCCGUUCGCCUAUGAGUGCUGCACCAGGUGCCUCUGGAGGACAUUCUGGUUCUGGUUACGGUGGACGCAGCAGCUACCCGCCGCCUCCGAGAUCGUUUGAGGACCGCGCUGUCGCCAAAGAACAAAUGAUGCAAGCAGUGCGCGAGUCUUCCCAGCAAGACCGUCGGGUCUAUGUGGGAAACCUUUCCUACGAUGUCAAGUGGCACCACUUGAAAGAUUUUAUGAGACAGGGUGAGCAGGGUCAUAUUGUGUCGGAUGUGUGA